This is a messenger RNA of Chelmon rostratus (copperband butterflyfish), 5509 nucleotides long. RefSeq names its product lissencephaly-1 homolog. Lineage: Eukaryota; Metazoa; Chordata; Actinopteri; Chaetodontiformes; Chaetodontidae. Gene Ontology annotation, molecular function: protein binding. The coding region runs from base 446 to 1678 and encodes 410 amino acids. The transcript has 11 exons. The record is from RefSeq and is a predicted model, not a curated record.
GCGGUAGCCUACGAAAAAACAAGCAGGCGGCACUGGAGAGGCAAGACGGGCACAGUUUACCUCCACAUCACAAGAUCAUAUUUUGGAGCGGAAAUUUCACGCCCUGUCGGGUCGUGUUACCGUUGGAGACGGCUGAGGCUAUUCACGGGCAUAAACAAUAGGAUGCAGUGUAGACUUGGCUGGUGACUGGUCUACAGGCUCUCCACUUCUCUUGUCCCUGGAGUCAGGCAGUUGGGGGGCAGAUUCCUGCAUUCCCCUUCACUCAGUCUGAGUCUUUUUGUCUGGACAAAACCAACUGCCUGCCAUUGGAGUACACAGCUCAUCCUCGCCCGUGUUGCUUGGAUCAGCACAGCUCAUCUCCUGACUGAGGAGAGCGCAGCAGCUGCACAAGAUUCACCUUCUGCCAACUGAUCCCUCCCGGCCCUGCCCACACUACCCCGUCACCAUGGUGCUGUCACAACGGCAACGAGAUGAGCUAAAUCGAGCGAUAGCCGAUUAUCUACGUUCCAAUGGAUAUGAAGAGGCAUAUUCCACUUUCAAGAAGGAGGCGGAAUUAGAUAAUAAUGAAGAAUUGGAUAAGAAGUACGCCGGCCUUUUGGAAAAGAAAUGGACCUCAGUCAUCAGAUUACAAAAGAAGGUGAUGGAACUUGAAUCCAAACUGAAUGAAGCUAAGGAGGAGAUCACACUGGGUGGGCCCGUAAGUCAGAAACGUGACCCCAAAGAGUGGAUCCCACGCCCACCAGAAAGGUAUGCGCUGAGUGGCCACCGCAGUCCAGUCACCCGCGUCAUCUUCCACCCAGUCUUCAAUGUCAUGGUGUCGGCUUCUGAGGACGCAACAAUAAAGGUGUGGGACUAUGAGACAGGAGAUUUUGAACGCACACUGAAGGGCCACACAGAUUCAGUGCAGGACAUCUCUUUUGACCAGAACGGCAAACUGCUAGCAUCCUGCUCUGCAGACAUGACUAUCAAGCUGUGGGAUUUCCAACUGUAUGAGUGCAUCAGGACCAUGCAUGGACAUGACCACAAUGUUUCGUCCGUAGCCAUCAUGCCCAAUGGAGACCAUAUUGUUUCUGCCUCAAGGGACAAAACCAUAAAAAUGUGGGAAGUGGCAACUGGCUACUGUGUGAAGACCUUCACAGGCCAUAGGGAGUGGGUGCGUAUGGUUCGGCCCAACCAAGAUGGAACACUGAUUGCUAGCUGCUCCAAUGACCAAACGGUGCGUGUGUGGGUCGUGGCCUCCAAAGAGUGCAAGGCUGAGCUGCGAGAGCACGAACAUGUGGUGGAGUGCAUCUCCUGGGCACCAGAGAGCGCCUACCCCGUCAUCCUAGAUGCCACAGGCUCUGAGACCAAGAAGAGUGGUAAGCCAGGCCCCUUCCUGUUGUCUGGCUCCAGAGACAAAACCAUCAAGAUGUGGGAUGUUAGCAUUGGCAUGUGCCUUAUGACACUGGUUGGCCAUGACAACUGGGUGCGUGGUAUCCUCUUCCACCCUGGAGGCAAGUUUAUUGUGACCUGUGCAGAUGACAAGACCUUAAGGAUCUGGGACUACAAGAACAAGCGCUGCAUGAAAACCCUGUGUGCCCAUGAACACUUUGUUACCUCUCUGGAUUUCCACAAGACUGCUCCCUUCGUGGUCACUGGGAGUGUAGAUCAAACAGUAAAAGUGUGGGAGUGCCGCUGAUUUGGACCUUUGGAGGAUUGGACCACCACCCCAAUUACCCAGGCGCUCCUCUGGAUCCCACCUCCCCUCCUGCCUUCCCACCUUCCUUUUCAUCCCAAUGCCCCCUCACCUAACCUAAACCUCACCCACAUCAUCAUCAUCAUCUCCUCCGGCUGCACUUAACCACCAUGGUUAUUUACCCAUCAUUCUCUCUGGUCCAAUAACUAUUGUCCUUCUAUGUAAAUUAUUCCUGGAUGUAGAUCGAGCUAUUAAAUGUUACACAAAAAAGUAUUCUUGCAUGGUAAUCCAAAAUUGUAUACUGUAAAUUUACAUAACGUCUAGAAGUACCAUAGGUUUACCACGGGGCUGACCGUCUGUCACGCAGCCUUACCGACCAACUGAAGGCAGAUGUUUUUGACUGGGUGUAAAAUGUAGGGCACUAAAAACCGAUAAUUUAAGAAAUGACAGUGUCUUUAUGUGUAAGAUUUAUUUUUGUCUAUUUUUUUAUUUAGGAUUUUUUUCUCUGUUAUUUCUCUCCUUCACUGUCGUAGUCUGUUGGUGCCUAGCUUGGUGAAACUUUUGAGAGAUAAGGCAGGAAAAGCAUAUAUGAUGCGAUAAGAUAUGAUUGUCUGUGGGGCGUUGUUAUUGAAAUAAUCUGUAGCUUUAUAACAUCACUUCUCAAGUGUGCAUACCAUUUCUCUUCAUGUGGAACUAGGUAAUAUUUUAAUGGCUGUAUAUACGAAUGUUUCAAACUGUUGUCCUUGGACCUUGGGGGCUUAAAAACAGCUUUGUACUCUUGUCAUGGUGGCACAUGAACCACUGCUAGGCUUUAGAUAAAUUAUCCCAUUUAAUGAAUCUGCAGAGAAGAAUAAGAAGUUGAAAUGUUUCAAAGUGGCUUUGUGAUUAACCGUACAGAGUUUUUCACUAGAAGCCCAAAUUUAGAGAGCAGGUUUGUUGUCAGUGAGCGCCCUGGGUCACAGUAACACCUGAGCAGAGUUCAGGGAUUAUGCCUGUUUAAUCUCUAGCACUUGAUAAAGUCCUUGGGUGUGUCUCCCUUUAGGAGACCAUUUCCUGUGACCUGACUUUUAUUGAACGAAAAACCUCUGUCCACUACUAGACCCCUGACCAGUCAGUCUUGGCAGGGUUUGGUGUGCCAUAGGAAUUAUGUAAUGUCAGAAGAUGCUCCAUUGUCCCAUGGCGCAUCUGAAGACUACAAAAGAGCCUUGUGUGAAAUAUAACCGCUAAAGAGAAAACAUACGGGCACGAUGAGGAGUCGAAGUGAGCCCCCCUGGGUUUGAUAUCUGGGAUGUGCAAAGAUCUCUAAUUUCUGAGGGGUGAAAGUAUGUUCUGCUUAAUAAAAAUGCUUUUAAGUAAUAAAAAAAUCAGUUUUCUGUGAAAAUAUGAAAUGUAAAUUUAGCUUGUUAUUAAGAGAUUUGGCAAUUUUGUAUUAUCGCACUAAAGGAUGAACUGGAUGGGAAUUUAGGAUUAGGGAGGAAAUGCUAGCAGUAGACAUGCUAAGUGAUUUGUUGGUGCUGUUUUCUCUGUAGAGGGGUCUGAUGCUGAGGUUUUUUUGUUGCAAAGAGCUCUUCACUGUAAAAAGAGGCAGUGACAGCUCCUGGAUCAGAUAUGGAGGAGAAUGCGAAAGCCUGAGCAGCGAGCAUCUCUACAGACAAACCUCACAGACCACUUCAUACAGUGUGCGUCUUCUGAGUGGCUUUCCUCAAACUGUAAAGCAGGAAGGUUUUUUUUUUUUUUUGGAAAGACUGGAAAACAAUUAAACCAGUCCAUGCUGUAGAAACAACCAUUCCACUCCCCUUGGAGGACAAAAAAAAUGAAACAUCUUGCUUCGAACUGUAGUUGACAAGGUGAUUCAUUAAUCUUGCACAUCCCUGUUUUCACUAAAUCUUCGGUCGUUUAAUGAUGAUCAAAGACAACAUUUAAAAUUUAAUGAUGUUGAUACGUGCAUAAACCUAUAAUUUCUGAUUAGCCUUUUCAUUCCAAUGCAUACUUGGCUAAUAAAGAAUUCCACUGCUUAACUGAUCUUCUUAUCUUUGCUUCUUUGCCACGUUUUUCCUCUUCCUGUGUGUUCUGGAUGUGGUGAUCUGCUGCUCAAGCUCCUGCUAGUGGCUACUGUGAGCCUAAUGUGACCUGUUGAUGUAGCACUGCUGCAUGUAAACCUGCACCAGAGGUGGAGCUGUCAGAACAAAACUCUUUAAAAAGUUAAAUACAGGAGCCCCCCUAUCAGAGACCAAUUGGUUUGAACAAUAGGGUGAGAAAGUGUCCCUGUGCACUAAAAUGUAGAUCGAUAUUUGGGAAAAUAUGCUUAUUUGUUUUCUUGCUGAGAAUCAAAUGAGAAUAUCUAUACCGCUCAUAUUUGUACUGUUAAUAUGAAGCUACAGCUAGCAGCUGCUUAGUUUAGCUUAGCAUAAAAGCUAAAAUUGGGGAGACAGCUAGCCUGGCUCUCUGCAGUCUACCUGCACCUAUACUGAAUCUUAUUUGUUUAAUCCAAAAAGUGUAACCACAAUAUGCGGUAUCCUGAGGGAAUUUUGUGCUGGAGGGCAGGACCCUCUGAUUGGUUUACCCUGAUAUUUUUCCGAUAAGCCUAACCAGUCGCCACUCAAGCGUACUAGCCAAUCAGCAGCAGAGUUUGGACGGGUCAUGCCUUUGCCAUGGUAGGAUUCAUAAUAUAGAUUUAGAAGUGCAAUUUAAGAUCUCUGAGAUGUUAGUUCUGUUUUAAUGGCUGUUUAUUCAGAAAGACCCCUUUCCGGUCUUCUAAGCUAAGCUAAGCUAAGCAGCUGCUGGCUCCAGCUACACAUUUAUCAUACAAACAUCACUUAUUAAUGUUCUCAUCGAACUCAGCAACAAAGUGAACAGGUGUAUUUCUCCAAAUGUCAAACUAUUCCUCUUACAUUGUUGUGUCUUUGGUUGGCUUGCCUGAUGAGUUCAGACAGCUCUGUUCACUGGUUGUAGAAAGGCUGGUUUUGUUGUGUGUGCGAUGCUUUUUGAAGGAGGUUCACCUCCUCUUCUGUAAAUGCAUUGGGAUUGUGGCAGACUAGGAUGUCCCAAAGGAGAAACCCUCUUUUUCAGGGAACUCAUGUCUCCCUUUGGUGUGUGCCCCCUUUACAAAGGUCUUUUUUUCUUUUUUUUCUACAAGCUGUUUUCUCUUUCCUAAGGCAAAAGCUCUGGGUAGAGAAUCAGCAAGUUUUGUAGUACAAUUUGGCAUGGCUAAUGAAGAUGCCAAUGUGUUAAAUGUUCUAGCUGAAGCCAAAAAUAGAGACAAUUGUCAGUACAAUCUGGUUUAUCUUGAUAAAUCAGCCUCCCUUUGUUGGUCCAACACUAUGUGAGCAACUUCUGAAAAUGAUACUAGUCUCUGCAGGAUCACGCUAUGACAUGCCAGACCAUUAAAUGUAAAUCAAAAACUUUUUCCCUUCCUUGGUUUCACUCAAGGAAGGCGAUCAAUCAAAGGUCAGGAUGAUGUGUGUUCUGUUUCUUUUGUAAGAAUCAGUGGAAAAAGAUACAACACAGUUGCUGGUGUUGUAUGCAAGUGUGUGCCCUGUUGAAGAAAAUCCCCUUUUGCCAUUCACAGGUCCCAAGCAAUCCCCAUGCUGCUCUGGUCUGUUGUGUGAAAAGACAGACAGACAGAGUUUUGACUAUCUGUGGGUCAUUUCUUCUGGUCCACCUGUCCUCUGUAAUCUGCCCAUGAACCACAUCACAGGGCUUCAGACUGCACAACAAGCUCCUACAGGAGAGCUCAUGAUGUUUUUCGCCACUAUGGUCUCAGUCUUCACUCAACAAACUGUUAACAAUAUACCUGGAUGUCAUUAUUGUUUGCAAUAUAAUAAAAUAAGAAAA